AGCCCCUUCUCGACCAAAACAUCCGACUGCUCCGACUGUCAACAACUCCUCAGUUUUCACGAACAAGGCGUGAUAGCUCGACUUUUACACUGUCUUUAGAGAAGCCUCUGUUAAAACUCGGUACCCCAACGGUCACCUGUCCAGCCCACGGGCCGUAUCCAUGCCGUACAGACCAAACCAGGCUCCGGGGACGCAAUGGAUGUUCACGACCUGUUUGCGAGCUGCAAAAAGGGCGACAUUUGCAGAGUCAGAUAUUUGGUCGAACACAGAGACGUGGAUCUCAAUGUAAGAGAUAACUGGGACAGCACCCCAUUAUAUUAUGCCUGUCUCUGUGGCCAUGAAGAGCUGGUCCAGUACUUACUGGCUAGUGGUGCUAAGUGUGAAGCCAACACUUUUGAAGGAGAGCGAUGCAUGUAUGGGUCACUGAGUGAUCAGAUCCGGCGUUUGUUAAAAGAAUACAACUGCAUCAACACAUGCCCAAUGCAGCAGCAGGAUGCAUUUAACCACUUCCUCUACAUUUUGUUGGAACAAGGACAGCACAGUGAUGUGAAUUUUUUGGUUCAUGGACAAACCUUUCCAGCCCACCGUUGUGUUCUGAGCGCUCGGUCUGAGUACUUCUCUGAAAUGUUUAACUCAAAAUGGAGAGGAAAAACUCUCAUUACCUUAAAACACCCCUUGAUUAACCCAUCAGCUUUUGCUGCAAUCUUGCAAUAUAUUUAUACAGGACGUAUGGAUAUUGAUAUAAGCUUUCUGGAGGAUUGCACACGACUGGCCAAACAGUGUAAAAUGUCAGUUCUUAUUGAAGAACUGGAGAAUAAGUGCAAACAGGUUUAUAAUUUUGUGUCUAAUAAACCAGGCAUUUGUGUGAAAGUUUUGAGCCUCGAGCCACAGAACUGCAAACUGCAGGAUGAGCUGGCCCAGUUAGCGGACUGUGCACUCCCAGCUGAGCUACAGCUUGGAUUUGGAGAGCUUCCUUUCCAGAGAACUACAAAUCUAUCAACAUACCCUGACAUAUGCUUUGCAGUUGAUGGUUACAACUUCUUGUGUCAUAAGGCAUUUUUCUCUGGACGCAGUGACUACUUCAGGGCCUUAAUUAAAGACCACUUCUGUGAAGGCGGUCAGCUGCAGUCUCAGCCCAAUACUCCAGUCAUCACUCUCCACAACAUCUCCCACGAAAUCUUCAUCCACGUCAUGUUUUACAUCUACAGUGAUGACACUGAGCUCACGAUGGACAAUGUGUUUGACGUGUUGUUUGUGGCCGACAUGUAUCUGUUGCCGGGCCUGAAGCGUCUCUGUGGAAAGACUCUGGGACAGGCUCUUAGCAGGAACAACGUCAUCUGUUUGUGGAAAACUGCUCGGCUAUUUCACCUCUCACGACUCGAGGAUCAAUGCACCGAGUACAUGGCCAAGAUCAUUGAGCAGCUGGUACUUGAUCCUGAGUUUGCUGAACUCAUCAAAGAAGAUGCAGCGAGUGUAAAGGGACGACACGAGACUGAUUCUGUCCCUCUAGUGGACGACAUCCGCUAUCACAUCUCCAGUAACGUGCAGACCUACAGCGCAAUUGAAGAGGCCAGUCAGAAUCACGCAGCCCUGGAGCAGCUUUUGUGCGACAUUAACAUUGAAUGUUAAAGACUUGAAAAUAGUAUAAUCGUUUAUAUUAUAUUUAACAAUUAUAUUUUGCGGAUUUGCCUGAAAUUGGGAUUUAUUUUUAUUUUUUUUUAUUUUUAUUUUUUUUUUGCAGACAUGAAUUUCUAAACAUUGAGUAAAUAUUUGGAUGUUUUUUUUUUUUUUUUUGUCAAAUUACACUUACAUAUUUUAAUUUGAAUUUGACCUUUGUCAAAAAAUGUCAAAUCAAUGAGAAGGGGUUUUUUAACUUGCAAAAUGACCAGGAUACAAAGUCACCUCAAUAUAACAUAUAAUACAUAUAUGUUUAUAUGAUGAAAAAGGCCUGCAUAUAACCACUGUAGCAUGAGUGAGUCCUGCCCCCUUAAAGGCAGCGUUGAGUGUAUGUUCAGAAAAUAGCUUUUAUUUUAUUAUGAGGCAAAGUGUGUUUUUUCAAUAUUUAAAUGUCAGUGUUAACAGCAUGACACCUGUUACCAACAUGUCUUCCAUUUUAUUUUUGUCUUGUGUCAUUACAAAUGGAUAAUAAAGUGUCUAUCCUAAGAAAUAAAGCAUGUUGCAUUGAC
This is a messenger RNA of Periophthalmus magnuspinnatus, 2186 nucleotides long. It is a transcript of the gene abtb1, whose product is annotated as ankyrin repeat and BTB (POZ) domain containing 1. The transcript has 12 exons. Gene Ontology annotation, cellular component: cytoplasm; ubiquitin ligase complex. The coding region runs from base 196 to 1629 and encodes 477 amino acids. NCBI's taxonomy places the organism in Eukaryota, Metazoa, Chordata, Actinopteri, Gobiiformes, Gobiidae. Gene Ontology annotation, molecular function: protein binding. The record is from RefSeq and is a predicted model, not a curated record.